AUGGGUGCUCGCGAAUACGAGACCCUAACUAACUUGCUGUACUAUGACACGAUCAGCUACAACGACCAAGGUGAAUUCGUCCCGUUGCCGGCAGACGUCCGACUGUCCGAUCCACUCAUUUUGAUCAUCGCGCAUAACGUCACCCCCGAGAAGAAACGAAACACCAGGUGGCCGUACGAUUUCAACACCGACGGGAACAUCUAUCCUGAGAGUUGGCCGAUGGGCGAUCCUGUCGUAUCGUCACGAAGAAAAGUGAACCCGAUCAAGUCACAAUUUCCGACUCCCCCCAAAUCAUCCCGUUCGAUAUUCUUUUUCAGAAGAGCAACCUGA
Messenger RNA from Penicillium samsonianum, 330 nucleotides. RefSeq lists its product as uncharacterized. The transcript has a single exon. Bases 1 to 330 code for a protein of 109 amino acids. The record is from RefSeq and is a predicted model, not a curated record. NCBI's taxonomy places the organism in Eukaryota, Fungi, Ascomycota, Eurotiomycetes, Eurotiales, Aspergillaceae.